AUGUCGCUUCUCGGCGCGGCAUACGAAUUCUUCUUGCGCUCCUCUCAGUUCAUGUGCAUAUACGACAGGAGAGAGAACAGGUUUGUCGAGAUGAACCAGCGCAUGCGAGACCGAAUGCAUGGUACGCCAACCGACGAUAUCAGCGUGAUUGCUGAUUCUGAGGCGGAGACGUACAUCACGGUGUCGGGAAUCCCCUGCAAGUGUAGGGUGGUUCUUGCCCUGGAUGAAGACCUGUGCGUGAUGGAGAUGUUCCCGGCCCACACCAAGAAAUGGACGCAGUCGUCAGACCUCAUCCAGCUCACCGAUCUCGCCUCCGACGGCGUGUGGGAAUGGUUCCCGUCUGUUAAUUUCGAGUAUAUGAGCAAGCGCUUCUGGUCUAUCCUGGGAUACGAUCAGCACGAUAUGGACGAGACUCCGCUGGCCUGGAUGGACUGCUUGAACCCCGAUGACAAGGAAGCCGUGCUGGCUAUGUUCGAGGCUCACAUGAAGAGCGGCGGAGCGUCCCCGUACCACAGUCGCGUGAGGUACACUCAUAAAGAAGGACACGAGGUCGUCAUUUUGUGCAGGGGCAGCAUCGUAGACUGGUUGCCCGAUGGCACACCGUGGAGAAUGCUCGGGACACACACGGACGUGACAUCCAUCGUCAAGAAGGAUGCUGUCGAGGCUAAGUCCGUCUUUAUCGCCAGGAUGUCGCACGAGAUUCGGUCGCCCAUUUGCACGAUUUUGAACGAGUGCGAGCUCCUCGGGAUGAACGCGAGAACCCGGGUCAUACUGGACACAUGCAAUCAGCUGAUAACCAUCACAGACAACAUCCUAAGCCUGGGGUUGUCGAAAGAGCCCACUCUCAGGCUCGUAUUGCAAGAAACGGACGUGUACGCUCUCCUCCAGAGGUGCUCCAGGAGGCACAGGCUGGAGGCGGGAAAGAAGAACAUACGUAUAAGGGUGUCCACGGAGGUCAUGCCAGACUCGCUUCUUGUCGACACGGGAAAGUAUAACCAGAUCCUUGACAAUCUGGUUACAAACGCCAUCAAGUACUCGGACGAGGGAACCAUCAACAUCGACGCCGAGUACGACACCGACACAUCUAAGCUCGAGUUGAGGGUGUCGGACAAUGGUAAGGGGAUACCCGCCAACAUGACCACGGCAGUGUUCGAGGAAUUUGUUCAGGGGGACAAGACGAUGAGUGGGGCCGGGAUAGGACUCGCCCUUGCUAGGAAAUAUUCCAAGAUCAUGGGGGGAGACGUGUGCAUCGAGCGUUCCGAGGUGGACCACGGUACAACCAUGCUUUUCACGAGCAUCCUGAAAGAACCGGAAUCCCCAUCACAAUCGACCAAGUGUUUUGACAUCCUCUUGGUAGACGACAUGGCUACAAACAGAGCGAUUCUGCAGCGUCGGCUGCACAGCCUGAGCACGUUGGGCAUGAAUCCCUCGGCGAUCCUCGAGGCGGUGGAUGGGCAGGAGGCGGUGGAUAUAAACCAGAUCCUUGACAAUCUGGUUACAAACGCCAUCAAGUACUCGGACGAGGGAACCAUCAACAUCGACGCCGAGUACGACACCGACACAUCUAAGCUCGAGUUGAGGGUGUCGGACAAUGGUAAGGGGAUACCCGCCAACAUGACCACGGCAGUGUUCGAGGAAUUUGUUCAGGGGGACAAGACGAUGAGUGGGGCCGGGAUAGGACUCGCCCUUGCUAGGAAAUAUUCCAAGAUCAUGGGGGGAGACGUGUGCAUCGAGCGUUCCGAGGUGGACCACGGCACCACCAUACUUUUCACGAGCAUCCUGAGAGAACCGGAAUCCCCACCACAAUCGAGCAAGUGUUUUGACAUCCUCUUGGUAGACGACAUGGCUACAAACAGAGCGAUUCUGCAGCGUCGGCUGCACAGCCUGAGCACGUUGGGCAUGAAUCCCUCGGCGAUCCUCGAGGCGGUGGAUGGGCAGGAGGCGGUGGAUAUGUUUGUGCAGAGGAAGGGAGACUUUCAGCUCAUUCUCAUGGACUGUCUGAUGCCCAUCUUGGACGGGUUCGACGCUACCGUGGCCAUACACAAGGAGUGCAAAAGGCUUGGCCUGGAGCCUGUGCCCGUCGUGGCAGUCACCGCAAGCGUGAGCCCCGAUGUUCAUGAAAAGUGCUUUAAGAGCGGAAUGGCGAACGUGGUGACUAAACCAUACUCGGAGGACGAACUCUUGGCGUCCAUAAGGUCGUGCAUGAAGAAAUAG
Molecule: messenger RNA, 2214 nt
Organism: Ectocarpus sp. CCAP 1310/34
Lineage: Eukaryota; Phaeophyceae; Ectocarpales; Ectocarpaceae
Source: the annotation of a GenBank genome assembly